This is a messenger RNA of Nannospalax galili (Upper Galilee mountains blind mole rat), 2672 nucleotides long. RefSeq names its product zinc finger protein 471. Bases 351 to 2231 code for a protein of 626 amino acids. Gene Ontology annotation, biological process: regulation of DNA-templated transcription. The record is from RefSeq and is a predicted model, not a curated record. Gene Ontology annotation, cellular component: nucleus. The transcript has 6 exons. Lineage: Eukaryota; Metazoa; Chordata; Mammalia; Rodentia; Spalacidae.
UUCCCUGCCGUCCUCGGGAGCGGCUGCGCCUGCGCACUGGAAGCUCCGUGGUUAGGUCCGUUGUCCAGCGGUUGACAGCGUCCUGGUUAGGGAGCCUGAGAGUGAGUAGCGGGGUUUAUUGCGGAGUCGGAGCCCGAGCGCCGCGUACAGAUCGGUCCUCGUCGUCCCCGCGUUCCCAGACGCCGGCGCGGCGCGUCCUGAGGCUCGAGGGUCGCUUCAGGAUCCGGGCUGAUCACAGCAGACUCCAAGAGUAGAGGGAGCAGGAUUUUCAACACCAUACUCCAAGUAGACAGAAGGUCUGGAAUUCCCAAGACACUGUUCUGCAAGACAGAAACCAGGAGGAGGCAAACAUGACCGUUGAACUAGUGAAGGCCACCAUCCAGGACUCUGUUACAUUCAAAGAUGUGAUGAUAGACUUUUCCCAGGAGGAAUGGAACUGGUUGAAUCCUGCUCAGAGGAGUUUAUACCGGACUGUAGUGUUGGAGAACUAUCGGAACCUGGUUUCUGUGGGAGCUUGCAUUUCUAAGCCGCAUCUAAUUGCCCUACUGGAGCAAGGGAAAGAACCUUGGGAUGUGAAGAGCAAGGUGAGAAGAAGACCACUACAAGAUGGGGAAUCUGAACACAAGACACAACAAUUAUCUCCAAAGCAAUUUGUGUAUGAUGAUGUGUCAGUGGAGAAAAUUCCAAGUGUUGGUCUUGAGCGUCCCACUUGUGGAAAAAAGUGGAAAUGUAAAAACAUUUUUGAGAAGCAGGUGGCAAGUCAAGAGACACUUAGCAGAAAAGAAACAGCUACUCACACAGAAACUCUCACUAAAGACAUAGGCUACAAAUACACCAAAUCUUCAAAAUCUGUCCUUCUGGACAAUGCAGAAGAGAAAAUUUAUAGUCCCAAGUCUGACAAGAAAAGCUUCUCCAAAAAUUCCAAAGUACGGAAAUACAAGAAAGUCUGGGCAGGAAAGAAGGUUUUUAAAUGUACUGAAUGUGAGAAAACCUUUACCCACAGUUCCUCUGUUACUGUUCAUCAGAGAAUUCAUACUGGUGAAAAACCAUAUAAAUGUAAGGUCUGUGGAAAAGCCUUCAAGCAGAGUCAUCACCUUGCUCAACAUCAUACAACACACACCCAUGAGAAACUCUUUGAGUGUAAGGAAUGUAAGAAAGCCUUCAGCCAGAAUUCAUACCUUAUUGUACAUCAAAGAAUUCAUACUGGAGAGAAACCCUAUAAAUGCAAGGAGUGUACAAAAUCCUUCAGGCAGCCUGCGCACCUGGCUCAGCAUCAGAGAAUUCACACUGGGGAGAAACCUUAUGAAUGUAAGGAAUGUGGGAAGGCUUUCAGGGAUAGCUCCACUUUUGCUCAACAUCAGAGGUGUCACAAUGACAAACGACCCUUUCAGUGUGUGGAGUGUGGCCAAGCCUUCAGGUAUAACAUGUCCCUUACCCGUCACUUCAGGCAUUAUCAUACUGGAGAGAAGCCAUUUGAUUGUACUGAUUGUGGUAAAGUCUUCAGUGUCCACAUAGGACUUACUUUGCACAGGAGAAUUCAUACUGGAGAGAAACCCUACAAAUGUAAUGUGUGUGGAAAAGCAUUCCGCAGCGGUUCAUCCCUGACAGUACAUCAGAGAAUCCACACAGGAGAGAAACCUUAUAAAUGUGAUGUUUGUGGGAAAGCUUUCAGCCACAGCAUGUCACUCACUGGACAUCAAAGAGUACAUUCAGGAGAGAAGCCUUACAAGUGUAAGGAAUGUGGGAAAGACUUUAGGCAGAGUAUACAUCUUGUUGUUCAUUCAAGAAUUCACACUGGAGAAAAGCCCUAUGAAUGUAAACAGUGUGGGAGAGCUUUUAGAGAAAGUUCACAGCUGACUACACAUCAGAGAAACCAUACAGGGGAGAGGCCUUUUGAAUGUAAGGACUGUGGGAAGUCUUUCAAAAGAAAUACCUAUCUUGCCAGACAUCAGAAAAUUCACACAGGAGACAAACCUCAUGAAUGUAACGAAUGUGGUAAAACCUUCACUCAUACUGCGUAUCUCAUAAGACAUAUGAGAGUUCAUACUGGAGAGAAACCUUACAAAUGCACUGAGUGUGGAAAGGCAUUUGGUGAUGGCUCAUCCCGUGCGCAGCAUCAGAGACUUCACACGGGCCAAAGGCCCUAUGCAUGUGAUACAUGUGGAAAGGCAUUCAGAACAAAGUCAUCCCUUACUAGUCACCAAAGACGUCAUACUGGAAAGAAACCUUAAACUGUAGCCCAUGUGUGGCAGUCCUUUAACCACUGUCAAGCCCUUAGCAUUCAUCAGAGAAUUUAGCCUAAAGACAAACACAAGAAUAUAAGGAAUACAGAAGACCUUUCAGCCCGAUGGUUUACCUUAGUGUGUGGAAGAAUUCUCACAGGUAAGAAAGCUCUUCAGAGGAUAAGGAGUGUGGCGAAGUCUUCAGGCAAGAAAGACACACAUUGUUCACUGUGAGUUCCUGCUUCAGAAUCCUCAGGCAUUCCUCACGCUUGGUCACCACAUCCUCUGGAUAUAUCUAAAUAUACUUGGAAUGCAUCCACAUAUUUCUGUUUCCAUCAGCCUUCUCCAAAACACAAUGAUUUCACUUGGACUUUUCCUAACGUCUGUAAAUGGUCUCUUCUACCCUUUUUUGCACCCCUCAAGUUUAUUGGAAUCUUUUAAAAAUGCAAA